Cololabis saira (Pacific saury) is the source of this 1717-nucleotide messenger RNA. RefSeq names its product ras-related protein Rab-9A-like. NCBI's taxonomy places the organism in Eukaryota, Metazoa, Chordata, Actinopteri, Beloniformes, Belonidae. Gene Ontology annotation, cellular component: late endosome; phagocytic vesicle; lysosome. Gene Ontology annotation, biological process: retrograde transport, endosome to Golgi; Rab protein signal transduction. The transcript is spliced from 3 exons. Bases 243 to 848 code for a protein of 201 amino acids. Gene Ontology annotation, molecular function: GTP binding; GTPase activity. The record is from RefSeq and is a predicted model, not a curated record.
UGAGCGUCAGCCGCGUCUCCGUCUCGUCUAGCGGGACUCAGACCGCCAUGUCACCGUCUCACUGCACCGCCCUGCCGGGGUGAACGGAGGACUGGACCCGCUGCAGCCCGGCCUAACACACCACCACAACAGAUUUCUGAUGACACCAUCUCCGCACCAGUGUAACGGUGGAUCUGCUUGCUCUGCCUCCCGUCCUCUUGUGCCCAGACAUCUAACCCCAGAAGAAGCAGUUCUCCGCUGCCAUGACGUCCAAGUCUGCGCUCCUGAAAGUCAUCCUCCUGGGUGACGGGGGCGUGGGCAAGUCUUCGCUCAUGAACCGCUACGUCACCAACAAGUUCGACUCGCACCUCUUCCACACUAUCGGCGUGGAGUUCCUCAACAAGGAGCUGGAGGUGGACGGGCAGCGCGUCACCCUGCAGAUCUGGGACACGGCGGGGCAGGAGCGCUUCCGCAGCCUCCGCACGCCUUUCUACCGCGGGUCCGACUGCUGCCUCCUCACCUUCAGUCUGGACGACGGGCAGAGCUUCCACAACCUGGCCAACUGGAAGAAGGAGUUCACGUACUACGCUGACGUCAAGGACCCUGACAACUUCCCCUUCGUGGUUCUGGGGAACAAACUGGAUGUUCCCGAGCGCCAGGUCUCUGGGGAGGAUGCUCGGCAGUGGUGCCGGGAAAACGGCGGACACCCGUACUUUGAGACGAGCGCCAAAGAUGCAACAAAUGUGGCCACGGCCUUUGAGGAGGCCGUGCGUCGUAUCCUGGCGUCGGAUGACAGAGACGAUCAUCUCAUCCACAACAACACAGUAGAUUUACAGAGGAAGACUCGCUCUGCGCCCACCUGCUGCUGAGCCGAGUGCUGAAUGUGACUGGAAGUAACCCCAGGGCUAUUUCUGCAGAAGUCACAUGAGGGUGGGAAUGUUGAUCCAGAAAUGAGGAACUGAUGCCGACUCAGCCGCUGCUCUACAGAGCGGCUUAUCCUCAGUUAUACUCUUAACAGAGAUCAUCAUUUUUAAAUCAGUCAUGAUGUUGUUUUUAGACCAAAUAUGAUUUUUUUUACAUCAUCACAAAACUGCUUGAAGAGUGUUCAUGACAGACUUCAUAAAUCUUGUGUAGUUAAUGACAAACCUCAGGACCACUUAUUGUCUUAAUGGAAGUUUAAAUACUUGAAGAGAUUUGAAACUAAUCUAAUUCACCUCCAGAAGUCUUUAAACGCACCAGUUCCCUCCAGAUGGUAUUUGAGAUGCACAAAUGAUUAAAACAUUCUUUGACGUCAGCUGUGGCUAAAAGUUGUGGCGCACAAAAAGAGAAGUUGGAAUGUGGUUUUGUUCAUAGAAGCAGAUGCAAGUUGCAGUAACAACUUUGGGCACUCAGCAUGAGUUUGAUCCUAAGGAUUUCGGACUUUUAAACCCUUUAGGACACAUUUUGUCAUUGUUUUCCUUAAUAUUACACUUCACAGAAUAAUACAUGUCCAUCUGUAUUUCAAACUUAAGAUGUAAACUUUUAUCUUUUUUUGUAAGUGAGAUGUUAUUUCCAGGUUUACAAUGACACUGGCAGAGAACAUGUGGAAUUGGACAGUUGUGGAUAAAUAAUGUUUUAACAAGCUAUAUAGUUAAAUUACCAUAUUUAACUAUUUAUUAAUUGGUAAUUACUCUUUUUAUCAUUAUUUUAAUUAUUCGAAACAUAAGGUUUAAAAUGAAUAAAAGUGCAUCAAACAUUG